Columba livia (rock pigeon) is the source of this 3201-nucleotide messenger RNA. RefSeq names its product F-box protein 36 (gene FBXO36). The record is from RefSeq and is a predicted model, not a curated record. The coding region runs from base 163 to 732 and encodes 189 amino acids. Lineage: Eukaryota; Metazoa; Chordata; Aves; Columbiformes; Columbidae. Gene Ontology annotation, cellular component: SCF ubiquitin ligase complex. The transcript has 5 exons. Gene Ontology annotation, molecular function: protein binding. Gene Ontology annotation, biological process: SCF-dependent proteasomal ubiquitin-dependent protein catabolic process.
CGGCGCCGGGGCCCCGCCAGGGCGCGCACGCCCCCUGGCCCGACGGGCGGCCCUGGCCCGGCUGCCGCCCCCCACGCAGCCCCCGCGGCGGCCGUGUGCGCACCCCGCUCCCUGCGCUCCGCGGGCUCGGCGUUCGGUGACACCGCCUUCCAGCGUCCCAAAAUGGCGUCGCUGCUGCAGGAGGUGCUGUUCGAAACGCGCGGGCAGGCCCCGGCCCCCAGCAAGGACUUCUGCCAGCUGCUCGUCACCCGGCGCCAGGUAAUUUUCAGGUGGUGGAAAAUCUCACUUAGGAGUGAAAGUCGUGAAUCAAGACCUGGAGCAACAUAUGCAUCCCAUGAGGAUUUUUUGCAAAAUUCAUCUCUUCAGAUUCAGAUUGCAAUAGUGUUUGGUGCCAACAUUCUGGAACAUGUUUUCAAUCUGUGCCAAGGUAAAUAUGACCUCCUGGAACGGCUUCCUGUCGCUUUGCUCGUGCACAUCAUUUCCUUUCUGGACCUUGAAGAUAUUGCCAGGCUUUCUCAAGUUUCACGCAAACUUAAAAUGGUAUGUAACAGUAAUGCACUAUGGGAAAAUAUUGUGAAGAACUUGUGUGACACAAUUACACCAGAAAUGAAAGAACUUGCGCAGGAAAUAGGCUGGAAACAAUUCUUCUUCACAAACAAGCUUCAGCUACAGGUGCAGCUCCGAAGGAGGAGGCAAAAACAAGACGCCCAGAACAAAAACCUAACUGAAUAAAGAUGCAUUUUUUAUUGAAACAAUUGUUAUAAGGUGUGGAUUUGCUGUAUAUCAGGUCAGACAUACUGACUUUUCUGCUUUACUAGGGAAAGCAGAUUAUUCUAAGGAUUGAAAGAGCAAAAACAAAACUUGUCUUACUCUGAGCAACAUGUAACUAAUAGAAUGUUUAAUAUGUUGGGCAGCCUGAAAUUGUAUUGUGGUCAGUAUUGUGACAGUUACUAGCAAUCGAAGAGGUUGUACCUUCUUUGUACUUCUUCAUUCUGACUUCUGUAUCUUUUAUAUACGCUAUGUGUGCCCCAUGUCUUCCAUCAGAUGCUAUGACAUUGUCAUCAGUACAGGAAACUGUAUUAUCAUUUCUUACUACAAAAAUUGCUAAUGACUGUUUUUACUAUCCACCAUGGUGAAUUUGCAGUGUUUAUAGGCAAGUCACACGUAGCUAGUUCCAGAGUUUGAUGUGUGUUUAAAUAUUUUUAAAUUAAUUAUUUAAACUUCAUGCAAAUAAUAAUUUUGUCACCAAGAAGAAACUUCUUUGGUGACUGCGAUUUUGGAUCAAAUUAUUGUCCUCAUCUUGGACAAUCCAUCGGAAUCAUACUUGAGACACUCCAGCAGAAUGGUAUACAGGCAGCAUUUUUCCUUGAUGUUGCUGAUGCAGGAACAUUUGAAACUAAUUGACUUCCAUUUUUUGAGUUGCAUAUUUGAUAGGAGACAUUUGUUAUAUUACUUAAGAGUGUUAAGACUAAGGCUGUUCUUACAUGACUGACUUGCUCCAACAAUCAUCUUCAGUAAUUCAGAGGCCAAAUAUUAUUACUCUGAAAGUUCCAGUUAAUUAAUAUAUCAUUUGCCAUUCACCCAAUGUGAGGCUUGAGUAUUAAAAACAGUGAUUGCAGUAUUUUUAUAUAAUAGUGUAAUAUUUGUAGAGUGUAUUAGGUUUACAAUUUUUUAACGUGUUAAGUGUUAAACUUGAAUUUUAUAAGUUGAUUAAAACUAUGCAUACAGGGUUCUUAUUCUGUUUCGUUAUAAAGCAGUAUUUUAAUUCAUAAAAUUUGCUAAUUUAGAUCAAUAAUAUUUUGUUCUACAACUAUAUACUAAUGUUCUUGAAGCAUGUGGUGAUUGUAGAUACCCAGAAAAAAAAAAACUUAAGUAUGUUCUUUUCUCUUUGUGACUAUUUCCUUUUAGAACAAUGACAAAUACAAAUUACGUGCAUAAAAUACUAUAUUCAUAGAAUCUCUGUUCUGUGUAAUAAAAAAACUAUAAAAUGUAAUUUUGCUUUAGAGAGAUGACUUUAAGAACUACAGUAUGUGAGCAGAGCUACUAAACAACAGACCCUCUUUUUUUCUUAGCUGGUGCUCUCAUAACAGAUUUAGGCAGUUUCAAGUUUGGAAACCAGAAGUUAGGCCAGCCCAUAUGGACUGAGCAAAUAUUAAUUUAAAAUCUUAAUUUGACUCAAUUUUGUCAGCCCACCUUCCCUUCUCCUUGAUCAACCAUGUACCUGUCCCAUCCGUCACAAGAAACAAGAACAAUCAUUUUGCAGGAUAAUCUUCAUUUUUAAGCUUAAAAAAUGAACUUAAUUAGUAAAUGAAGAGAAAGUGAAAUUUGGGUAAUGUAGUUUGUUCCUGUUAUAUGGCCCAGUAAGGACUUCUGUAGAAAGGUAUAUUGGAGACAUCAUGUGUUUUUCACUUAUGAUAAAAAGCUGAUUUUAAGGAACUAUUAAUACCGACUGUGUGUUGAUACCGCGCGUUGCAGUUCACUGCCACCUCAGUUGUUUAAUAUCACUUAUAAAGGCCAUACGUAACUAUCCUAUAUGAAUGAACUGAUCUAAAUCUUAAAGUAGUAUGGAGUUUUCUUAAGGUGUUCUUUUUUAACUUGGCUCAUUUCAGUGAUCUAUUUUAAAGUAUGUCCCUGCCCACAGUUGUAGAAGUGCAAAACUAAGAAGCCGGUGAAUUGCAAUAUAGAGCAAUGCGAUUUGUGGUUCACAGCUCUUUUUUAACCAACCUUGCAGCUAUAAAAAGAUCUGUAUAAUGACAUUGUUGCAUACUGAAUAUUUGUCCAAUAAAAUGGAAUAGUAUCAAUUGCUUUUAAAGUGUCCCAGCAGCAUGUGUCAGUAUUAAACUAAGAACCUGAUUUGUCAUGGAAAGACUUUCAUAGAACUAGCAUGAAAAAAAUAUACAGUUACUAUUAUUUGAUAGGAAAAUUAACAUCAGACUCGCAUGCCAAAGCUGAGAAAAGUUUGUCUUGCGCCACCAUACUAAACAUUCUGCAUUGGUUACCAUGCAUUUAACACUGUUUAUGAGAUCUUAUUUGAAUAUUUUACACAGUCUUUAGCUCUUGGAUACUCUGCAUUUCUGAUUUUCUAGUGAAUAAACAUCUCAAAUGUGACCAGUCUUACUUCAUGGUGUACAUGAUAAGCAGCAACACAACUGCUCAUAAUGUAACAAGGUUUUGUUAUUAAAUUAAUUGUAACAAAAUUUA